AUGGCUAAUCGUAGAAAUAUCGAAACAUCUAAACCAUACACCUCUAUUGACAGUUUCAAUGAGAUUUGUGAAGCCUUAGACAAUUUCAUUGAUGCUGCCAAUAUAGAGUUAUGCUCUAGAAAAUCCGAUGACGAUCGACUCAUCACGAUUCAAUGGCAUCACAAGUCUAUACAAAAUUAUGCAAUUUUAAUUAAAUUUUUUAGAAAAUAUAGCUUCUCAGUUCCUCAAAAACAUAGGAUCUUAACGUUAUUACAUCAUAUAAAUUACUUGAAAUGCCACUUUGAUUCGCUGAUGAAGCGCGGUGCAGGACUUAAUCAAUCAAAUGAAAAAAUUAAAUGGGCUCUAACUGAUUCGGCUUUUAAUAAUCGAUUACAAACCGGUACAGUCAUUAAUUUAAGUCACUUAGAUGUUAAUGAAUUUUUAGAUGAUGCCUUUGUUCCUUUUGAAAAUCACAUUAAAACUUGCUUAGACACGUUCGGUCCGUUGAAAGUAUAUACAGUAUUCAAUGCAAAAUAUAAAAAGGUUUUACCUGACGGUACUACAGAAUUCGAUAUAAAAUAUUUCAUUAAUAAGACAGAGUCAAUUUUCCCUUCAACUGAGUUACGCGAUUGGUAUAAUGAUUAUGUAAAGCAGAAAACACUGAAAGAAAUUGAAGAUUUUCAAGAUAAAGAAUCAAAUUGGCAACUCUAUUCAAUCCAUAGAUUAGAUGUCAAUAUUAACAAAUACAAUCCUUUGCGUGUUGGUUCUUUCAUUGAUCUACCGCCAUCUAUUAAAGCUAAACGUGCCUGUGUCAAUGUUAGAAAUGAAAAGGAUAAUGAAUGCUUCAAGUGGGCAAUAUUAUCGGCAUUGUAUGAAGCUUCUUCAAACCCAUCUCGUUUGCAAAACUAUGCAUAUAUUCAACAUCAUUUAAAUUUCACUAAUAUUAAAUUCCCCGUAGCACUCAAUGACGUUGCAAGAUUUGAAGUGCUUAACAAUAUUUCAGUAAACGUUUAUUGUCUUGUUAAACGAAAGGGGAAAUUCACAGUCUCGCCAAUACACCUAACCUCACAGAAACAAUCCAAACAUGUUAAUCUUCUACGCGUUGAUGAUCACUACAUUGAUGAGGAUGAUGAUAAAGAAGAUUCCGCAAUUUCCAACAAAUUCCACUAUGUUUGGAUAAAAUCUCUAUCACGUCUUAUAAAUAACCAAGUAUCCACAAAUGAGCACAAGUUAUUUAUUUGCGAUCGUUGUCUUCACUACUUCAGAAGCAACGAUAAACUUACCGAGCACGUUGAGGAUUGCCAAAAAAUGAAUAACACCAAAAUCAUCUUACCGAAACCAGGAUCUAGUAGUAUUCAAUUCAAGAAUUUUAGUAAUAAAGAAAAAGUACCAUUCAUCAUUUAUGCAGAUUGCGAGAGUCUACUAGUUCCAGGGGAGAAUUCUUCAUCUAUGGGAUGUCAGACAGAAGUAGUUCAACAGCAUCAACUUCUCAGCAUCGGAUUUUAUUUAAAGAGUUAUGAUGACUCUUUAAAUGAAUACAGGGCAUCACCCAAGAAUGAAGAAGAUCCGGCAAGAUGGUUUGCAAAAGAGUUGAAAAAGUUGGCGGAAGAAAUUGAACCUACAUUUAUGGUAAAUAUUCCAAUGGAUACUCUAAAUGCAGAUCAAAAAGCUGCAUUUAAAGUAGCUAAUAUUUGCCAUAUUUGUAUGAAAACUAUCAAGCAUGGAGAAGUAAAAGUUAGAGAUCAUUGCCAUCUGACUGGGGUGUAUCGAGGUGCAGCCCAUCAAGAUUGUAAUGUCAAUUAUCAAGAUUCUAGAAUAGUUCCUGUAGUCUUCCAUAAUUUAAGUGGUUAUGAUGCACAUUUUAUUAUUAAAGCAAUCGCGAAUGAGUUUGAAGGUAAAAUUGACGUUCUUCCCAUUAACAAGGAAAAAUAUAUUAGUUUUACCAAACAUGUUGAAGCAAGUCUCAUUAAAUUUAGAUUCAUUGAUUCAUUUAGAUUUAUGGCAUCAUCUUUAGACAAAUUAGCAUCAUAUUUAAACGAAUACAAAAUUGUCAAAUCAAACUUUUCAAACUAUAGCGAUAAUAAAGUUAAUUUGUUAACCCGAAAAGGAGUUUUUCCUUACGAGUAUCUCGACUCUAAGGAAAAACUCGAAGAAACUCAGUUACCCCAAAAGGAAUGUUUUUAUAGUACAUUGAAUGAUUCAAAUAUAUCAGAUCAAGAAUAUUUACAUGCUCAGCAAGUAUGGUCAGAAUUUAAUUAUCCUGCACACUAUUACACGACACCGGGUUUUACUUGGGAUGCUAUGUUAAAAUAUACAAAUGUAAAACUAGAACUGCUCACUGACAUUGAUAUGAUAAUGUUUAUUGAACGUGGUAUAAGAGGGGGCAUAAGUCAAUGUACAAAUCGUUAUGCCAAAGCAAAUAAUCAAUAUAUGAAAGAGCACAAUGUCAAUGAGGAGACUUCUUACAUUGUAUAUUUAGACGCUAAUAAUCUAUAUGGUUGGGCCAUGGUACAGUCUCUUCCCUAUGAUGAUGCAACUAUAGGUUAUAUUUUGGAAGUUGAUUUAGAUUAUCCUACAGAACUACAUAAUAUGCAUAAUGAUUUCCCAUUUUGUCCUGAACACUUGAAACCACCAGGGUCAAAGCAAGAAAAGCUUCUAACUACUCUCCAACCGAAACGAAAAUACAUUCUCCAUUAUCGUGCACUUAAACAAGCAUUAGCCAAUGGGCUUAAGUUGGUUCACAUCCACCGCAUUUUACAAUUUAAACAGUCAACUUGGCUUAAAGAUUAUGUCGAUUUCAAUACUAGUCAACGAACAAAGGCUAGUAAUGAAUUCGAGAAAAACUUGUUUAAAUUAAUGAACAAUGCGGUGUAUGGUAAGACAAUGGAGAAUGUACGUAAUCACGUAAACGUGAAACUCGUGACAAAGUGGGAGGGUAGGUAUGGGGCAGAAGCUUUAAUUGCUAAACCUAACUUCCACACGCGAGCUAUCUUUAACGAAAAUUUGAUAGCUGUGGAACUUAGGAAGACUGAGGUGUACAUGAAUAAGCCGAUUUAUAUAGGUCUUAGCGUGUUAGACAUCUCAAAAACUCUGAUGUAUGAUUUUCACUAUGAUUACAUGAGGAAAAAGUAUGGAAUGAAUUGUAAACUGCUUUAUACUGACACUGACAGCCUUAUUUAUAAUAUCAAAUGUGAGGAUGUCUAUUCUGAUAUGAGAGCAGACAUUUUCAAAUUUGAUACUUCGGAUUAUCCCAUGAAUAAUGUAUAUGGCAUUCCGCAAGCCAACAAAAAAGUGUUAGGUCUUAUGAAAGACGAAUGCAAUGGCAGGAUUGUCACUGAAUUUGUUGGUUUGCGUAGUAAAAUGUAUAGUUUACGUGUGGAUAAUCAAGAUUUCUUAAAAAAGGCAAAAGGUGUAAAGUCUAAUGUAGUUAAGAAUCAUAUAACUUUUAAUGAUUACAUUUAUUGUUUAAAAAAUAUUAAAAUCCAAUCUCGAACUCAAUAUUCCAUUCGCUCCAAACUCCACAAGGUCCUUACUUUAAAACAGAAAAAAAUAGCCCUAAGUCCCUACGAUGACAAAAGAUUUUUACUGAAACACAACACUGACACUCUUGCAUGGAGUCAUUAUAUUAUAGAAAGAGAUAAAGUCAUAGAAAACGAUGUAGAAAUGAUAGAAUUAUAA
This is a messenger RNA of Leptopilina boulardi, 3657 nucleotides long. RefSeq lists its product as uncharacterized. NCBI's taxonomy places the organism in Eukaryota, Metazoa, Arthropoda, Insecta, Hymenoptera, Figitidae. Bases 1 to 3657 code for a protein of 1218 amino acids. The transcript has 3 exons. The record is from RefSeq and is a predicted model, not a curated record.